This is a messenger RNA of Diorhabda carinulata, 6586 nucleotides long. RefSeq lists its product as uncharacterized. Lineage: Eukaryota; Metazoa; Arthropoda; Insecta; Coleoptera; Chrysomelidae. The transcript has 9 exons. The coding region runs from base 3030 to 4889 and encodes 619 amino acids. The record is from RefSeq and is a predicted model, not a curated record. Gene Ontology annotation, cellular component: extracellular region.
ACAUAAUAAUCAAGAAAUGUUAGGAAGUUACCAUUUAAAUAGCAAUUUUGAUUACAGUGCUUAUCAUUGGUUGUAUUAUUUUUUAAUAAUUCAACAGGUCUGUUUAUUGCGAAGGAAAACAGCGACAAUUGUUUGUUUUAACUUGUUAUCUGGUUUGUGCCGGAGUGACGUGAUAAUAAACUGAUUUUAUAGUGAUUACUAACAAGAAAACAAAAAAUCAUGUAAGUAUUACUAUCAUAUUGGUAAAGUAAAUUCCACGAAAUUUCAUUAAAUGUUAUGGUUUUAGCUGUAAACUUUAUAUCGUGCAAUAAACUGUUUUUCCAAAAUAAUGUGAAAAUUUCAACAAUUACGUAACUUUAAUGAUUAUAUGGGAACAUAUUAUAUUGGGGUGAUUAAAUAAAAAACAAAUUCCAUUCAUAUUAACGUUUUAUCUAACCUUUAGUCCACUAAUUUCUGAUGCAAAAUUUGAAAAUUAUUAAAGAAUAAUCUAAAUAUUUCCUAAAAAUUUACCUGAGCUAAUACACGUUUUCGGUCUUUUCUAAUAAAAUUUAGAUACAGGCUCUGAAGACGAUAACUUGGUAAUCGAAACGUGUAAUCGUGAGUGUUAACAAUGUAUUCAGUAUAUAGAACCUUGUGAAGACGUACAAAGAAACGGUCGAAUCCAAAUAAAAGUAAUACGGUAACUUGGAAGGAAAAGGAAAAAAAAUGGGAGGAGUCGGCAAGGAAAUUUAAUGAUAAAAAUAACCAAAACGGUCAUAUUUUCACAACAAAUUUAAAAAUUAAGUUGAAAAAUUUAAAGAUUUGCUCUCGAACGAAUAACUUUUUGUUUUUUCGGCGUGUCGACUGUGUUGAUAAUUUCUUCAUCAUCAUCAUCAUCGAUUUCAUCAAAUAUAAAGUGUGAAUCUUCAGUUUGAUGUUAAAUUGAAGUUUAAACUACUCCCAGACUGGGGUUUGUAAAUUCAGUUGGACCUUAAUGAGAAGAUCUAAGUUACGUUUUCUUGGCAGUUCAGAUUAGUUCCAGCUUGCAAGGUGCAGUGUGCAAUCUAUUGUGAAUUUGAUUGGAAGGGCACCCUCAAAUUUCGUAAAUACACUCGAAUGUUUGUAAAAUAAGUUUAUAUGAAAGGAAAUGGAAGGGAAGGAGUUAAAAACUAAUUAUUUAGGAGUCGAAUUAUAUCUUAAUUAAUGAAAUUUUCUCACGCAUAGUAUUAAGGUUAUGAUGCCAUAUUUCAAUUCAGUUUGAUAUAAUCAUUUUCUUAAAACAUUAUUUAGCCCGAAAUGUUGAGACUUUGGUAACAUUAAAGCGUCGUAUUUCCAGUCAUGGUUUGUUCGAUUUACUGUUGAGAAAGUUAGGUUUGGUUACCAUUACUUUGUAUUUAGUUUCAUUCAACUAUAAAGUUAACAAUCUAUAAGUACUAAUAUACACCCAAAUAAUCUGAGUUUAAAAUGGGUGAGGUUGUUUCGCAUCUUCAGAUACACUUAUUUAACAUAUUUUUAGUGUCUAUGAGGAUGGUCCCAACAAAGAAAACACAAAAAUUUUGUAAAAACAUAUAUUGAUUUUUCAACGUAAUCUCUUUUUAGCUCCAUACAUUAAUUUCGAUACUCUUUAUAUAAAAAGCACUGCCGAUAUCACCUCUUCAUUUUUGGAAAAUCUUUGACCACCGAUACAUUUUAUCAAACCUUGGAACAGAAAAAAAUCAUCCGGGGGGGAUAAAUCUGACGAAUAGGGUGCAUGAAGUAGCAAUUUAAACUUUAAUUUAUUAAUUUUGGCUAUUGCAAUAACGGAUGUGUGAUCUGGUGCAUUGUCUUGAUGAAACAACACCGUUUUUACUUGUUUUCUUCGUUGCAAUAAGUUCUCAUAAUACUCGACGCUGAUAGUUUUUCCUUUUUCGAGGUUAGUCAAUGAAAAAUAUCCCACGCGAAUCUCGUAAAACCGACACCAUGACAUCGCCUGCAGAUGGAACGGUCUUUGCCUUCUUUGGUACCGGUUCUCCCUUUUCAGUACAUUAUUUUGAUUGUGAUGGACCUACGUUUCAUCCAUAGUUAUGAAACGAUGCAAAAAUUCGUUUUAUUUCUGUGAAACAUUGCGAAACACUUCAUGGAAACAUCUUCACGUCGCUGUUUUUGUUCCAUUAUGAGCAAAUGUGGCAUCAAUCUUGCACGCAGCUUUCUCAUGUCCAAAUUUUAAGCUGAUAUACUUGUUAAAAUGUCUACUAUGUCUGCUAGCUCGCGCACUUUCAGUCGAUGAUCAUCCAGUGGAUUUAUUUCAACAUUUCUGGAAUCGUCACCUCAUUUAGUCGACCAGUGUGGUGCUGGUCUUCGCAGGUCGUACGGCCUCGUUUACCCAAUAUUUUAUUGUUGAUAUCGAAGGAGUAGUCUCACUCUUUUAUUUUUACAAAUUCACUGGAAACUUAAUUAUUAAACAACGUGGUUUCUGAAGCAUAUGCUGUAUAGAUUGUGUACUUUCUAAUGCAGUGGUUUUUCUCGAGUAACUACCGCCAUCUCUAGGUUAGGCCAUGUACUUCUUGAAUCAUAUUCGUAUAUACGAAAUUGCAGGUGAUUUUGAGAGUUUACGUUUUCGAAACUCAAGCCAAAUCCUUUACAGAUAAACGUUUAUUAUAAUUGUUUUUAAAUCUUAAUUUUUGAGACCUAUGCAGCACUGCAAUAAUAAUGCGUUAGCCGCCUCUGUUAUUAUAAUGUAAAAUUAGAAAUAAUAAACAAUCUUUUUUUAUUAUACGUUGCACGAUUAUAUGCGAAGUACUUCCAAUAUAAAUAUUUGUAAAAAUGCGAUUAAAAAAAAUUGGAACUUUUUUGCAACAUCCUCAUCGAGGUGUGUGUACUGCAAGGUCGUGUUUAGACUAUAACUCAUUAUAAUACUACCGUGACUAGGAACAUUGUUAUUAUCCCAAUUCGUAAACAAAUACCGUACAGUUAGUGCGAGAAAAAAAGUGAUUAUUAAAAAAGAAAAAAAAUUUGUACAGUGGUUUCAUAAACAUUAAUUGUUUUAAUUUUAGAGGGACAGAAACGUUGCUAUGAAAAGGCGAAAACCUACAUAUCCAGGAUCAUUGACAGACCUGCAUAGAUUCAGAAAAACCGCCCACGGUCACGAUGGGUCCAGUAGAAUUGUCAUGGUUAGAAAGACUGAUCAAAGGACGUUUGCUUCAAUUCAAGACGGACAGGAACCCAAAUUGGAAACAAUCACAAGAGAGACAAUCGAAACUUUUAGAGGUGAAAGAACGGAAUGCAAAAUCACUACUGAGACAAAAGAUAAAGAAGAAAAGUGCCCUCCAGAUUUAAUAGAAGCUUUGACUGGUAAAGUAUCGAAGAGUAAUAAGAAACCUACUGUGAAGAUUAAAAAUUCUAAAAUGGAUUUCCAACAAGAGUGCCUUCAAGCUCACAACGAGUACCGACUUAAUCAUGGCGUCCCUCCAUUGAAACUUAAUAGAGAUAUGUGUAAAUUUAGUGAAUAUUGGGCAAAUAAUUUGAUAAAGAAAAGCGUUUUAACUCAUAGCAAUAACAGGGAUUACGGCGAAAAUUUAUUUUGCAUUCAAUCGUCCAAUCCUAAUUUUAUUAUAGAUGGAAAGAAGGCUGUGGAAAAUUGGUAUGAAGAAAUUAAAUGUCACACGUUUGGAGUUGAACCAAAUAGCUUAGCGUCCGGACAUUUCACUCAGGUAGUGUGGAAAGAUUCUAAAGAAUUGGGAGUGGCUUUUGCGAAAUCUGGAGGUAAAAUAGUUGUUGUAGCUAACUACUUUCCAGCUGGUAAUAUCAUAGGUCACUUCGCAGAAAAUGUACCACCAGUAGGCGGCUUCCAAACGAACAAUAAUCAUAUCGAUUUAUCUGAUAAGAUAAACAAAUUGUCAAUCAAGUUUACAAAGUCACCAUCACAAAAAUUUAACGAAGAAAUAACAGAAGGUAACUUUGAGGAAGAUUUCUUGGAGGCGCAUAACAAUUUUAGAAGAAGGCACGGCGUACCACCGUUGAAACUAGAUCGAAAACUUUGUAAAUACAGUCAAGAAUGGGCAACGUACCUUGCUCAACGUAAUAUCCUCGAACAUAGACCUGGAAGUAAUUAUGGAGAAAAUAUUUAUUGUAUUUUCUCAUCGGACCCUAAUUUUACGAUUAACGGUCAUUCGCCAGUGGAAACGUGGUACGAGGAAGCGUCGCAACAUCCGUUCGGAAAAGAACCGAGUAAUUUGAAAUCGGGGCAUUUUUCUCAAGUGAUCUGGAAAUCGAGUGAGUUUUUAGGAGUUGGAGUUGCCAAGAAUUCUCAAGGUAGUACAUACGUCGUUGCCAAUUAUUCACCAGCUGGUAACUUCGUUGGACACUAUGUAGAAAAUGUUCCUGCAGCGAAACCUAUCGUUUACGAAGAAUCUAUAAGGACUGGGAAAGAUAGUCGUCCUAGUACUUCCAGUAUUACUUCUCUAUCCGAAAAUUAUGGAAAAUUUUCAGAAUUUGCUAUAGAAUCUCUUAAAAUUCACAACGAAUAUAGAAGAAAACACGGGGUACCGGAUUUGGUAUUGAAUGAGGAAAUGUGUCAAUAUGCGCAAGAUUGGGCCGAUACUUGCGCGCGAACUGCUAGCUUGCAGCACAGAGCAAAUUCGAAUUACGGCGAAAAUAUUUUCUCUGUAUAUUCUUCUGAUUACAGUCAUACACCUACUCCGAGAGACGCUAUUAAGGAAUGGUAUGAUGAAGUUAAAAGGCACACGUUCGGCGUGGAGAGAGUUAAUCAGAGCACAUUACAUUUUACACAAGUUAUUUGGAAAGAUAGUAAAGAGUUGGGAAUAGGAAUGGCAAAAAACAAAAGAGGCCAAACGUAUGUAGUAGCUAAUUAUUCUCCAAGGGGAAAUUACAUAGGGCAAUUCGUCGAGAAUGUUCCUCGACCAAAAUCUUGACGCACGAAGAGUCCGAAAAAAGUACAUUUCACAUUAUAACAUUCCAGUUUUUUUAUAUACCAAAGAAUUUACUUUUAGUUUUACUAUUUUACUAAAAUAUAGUAUUUUUAGUUUUUAAUAAUAUAAUUCGGUUAUUCUUAGAAAUUUACUGAUUAUUCUUAUGAAUAUUGUCUACGUUAUUGAUUCAUUACCUUGUCUACUUUAGCUGUUGAGUACCUGGUAGUUAUUAAAGAUCAUUCCACCUUCACAUCUAAUUCCACCUGAACGUCAAUUCUUCUCGUCCUUUCGGUCAAUGUUUUUAUAAUAUUUACCAUGUUUCUAACAAGGAUGUAGAUGAACGUCGCUUUUUUCUUCGAUUUCCAUUAUAUAUUUUCGUAAAUGUCAUUCAUAUAUCUCAACCAAACCAUUGGGUGAUAGGAGCUGCUGUUUGAGGCUUGUUCUUCAAAUUCAUCCAUAAAAAAAUUGGCUACCACCGAGCUUAGAGGGCUUAUUAAAGUCUUCACGGAUUCCUUAUCUGAACUUAUACCUUUUCACCAAUAAUUAAUAUAUAGCACAAGAAACUAAUAUGACAGUAUGUAUGAGCUGGGAUUGAAGUCAAUGAUAGUUGCUUUCCAAUAUAUUGAGCACUUUGGAACAUACUAUUGAUGAGCAAAUGCAAGACCAAGAUCGGCUUAGUCUUGAUCUUGGUCUUGCAUGCGUGGUUUUGGUCUUCCAGCCUCAUAUGUGAUCUUGAUCUUGGUUUUACAACCUCAUAUGUGGUCUUGGACUUGCAUGCGAGGUCUCGGUCUUGCAUACGUGGUCUUCGUCUUACAGCCUCAUAUGUGAUCUUGGUCUUGGUCUUACAACCUCAUGUGGUCUUGGCCUUGCAUGCGCGGUCUUGGUAUUGAUGUUUGAUCGAAAGACCAAGACCAGUGUCACUGUUCACUAGAUCUAACUUCGUGUCAAGUGUCAAAUUUUGCUGUGUCCGAAAUAUAACGUACUCAGAAGUACAUCUUUGUAAUUAUACUUUCCACUACAGAUUAUCUUCUUAGGCUCUUUUGUAGUCUUCUUUAUUGAGUAAUAAUGCAUGUUUUGUUCUUUUUCUGUAUCCACACAAAUGUAAAUCUGAAUAAAUGCCCACAUAACCUCAAUUCUACAGUUUGAUGUUUAAGGCGCCAUUUUGAAGCUCAUGAAGCCCAAUCAUUUGUCUGGUGUUUGAGUAACGAGGGGAGAGCGCAACUUUGACGCACAUAUCUCAAAAACGAGAAUUUGGGACAUGCGUUUGAAAUUUUUUUUAUGCUCCGAUUGGGUGCUCAAAUUGUGCAAAUGGAAAGCAAAUAAUAUAGAGUGGUUUAUACACAUUCUUAUUGUUUUUUAACCUUCAAUGACGUCAAUUGUACAACAGUGUAUUUAUCGAAUAAGGGUGUUUUUAAAAUCGAAUAUUUCGUAAGUAGUUUUAAGUUUAUUUUCAGUUUUAUAUUAUGAAAAAAUAAUCAAGGCCUAAGAGUUUUGUUAGUUUAUCGACUGUAUUGAACUUUUUGAUAAUAUAAGCUAAAAUAAAUUCCAGCCAAAGAAGCUAGAAAAGUUUAUCGUUUACAUUCCAUACCACUAAUAUAUAUAUAUAUAUAUAUAUAUAUAUAUAUAUAUGAAAAAAACAUUGUUUAUAACUUUUUACUCUUGUUAUAUUUGUGAUGUUGGAAAUAAAAUGUUGAAUAUUU